This is a messenger RNA of Diabrotica virgifera virgifera (western corn rootworm), 3446 nucleotides long. RefSeq names its product solute carrier family 35 member C2. The record is from RefSeq and is a predicted model, not a curated record. The transcript has 6 exons. Gene Ontology annotation, cellular component: Golgi apparatus; endoplasmic reticulum-Golgi intermediate compartment; cis-Golgi network. NCBI's taxonomy places the organism in Eukaryota, Metazoa, Arthropoda, Insecta, Coleoptera, Chrysomelidae. Bases 228 to 1430 code for a protein of 400 amino acids. Gene Ontology annotation, molecular function: antiporter activity. Gene Ontology annotation, biological process: UDP-glucose transmembrane transport.
UUGACGAUGACAAUUGACGUUGGCUGAAACAACAAACCAAUUUUGAAGAAAAAUAUGACAUGUACAUGUUAUUUCUAAUAAACAAAUUAAACUACAAAUGCACUAAUUGUAGGAAAAACUGCUUUGAUAAGAAUAAUAAAUAAAGUGCACUAUCCACAUCGUUGAACGCAAAAAUGGUCAGAACCACAUAUCCACAACAUCGAUAAGAUAACAACACUCCUUACAAUAUGUUCAAAACCGAUAAAAAACCAAAAUAUAGAGUGGUAGAUAACACGGAUGAGCCGGAAACACUUGAUUUGGAACCAAUGAAACGAAAAAUCUGUUCUCCAACAUGUCUUUGGUCAUCCCUUUUUACAGGGUGUCUAAUUGGACUUUAUUACAUUCCUUCUGUUACUUUAACUUUUUAUCAGAACUGGCUGUACAAGAGCUUCAAGUUUCCAUUAAUUACAGUUAUAAUACAUAUGUGUGUAAAGUUCCUUUUAGCUGCAUUCAUCCGAGUAGUUUUCUUUAAAAAACAAAAUAAACAGAAUGUCAGUUAUGGAUGGAAGGAAUACCUUCUGGCUGUGGGAACAACAGGAGUAUUUAGUGGCAUUGACAUUAGUUUCUCCAAUUGGGCUUUGGAAUUAAUCACUGUGUCUUUGUACACAAUGACCAAAUCGACGACCAUAGUAUUUAUUUUGAUAUUUGCCAUUAUUUUAAAAUUAGAGAAAAAGUCAUGGAGUCUAUGUUGUAUAGUUUUGAUGAUAACGGUGGGAUUAAUAUUAUUUACCUACAAAUCUACACAAUUCAAUAUACUAGGAUUUACGUUGCUGUUAUUGGCGUCAGUAGCUAGCGGGAUUCGAUGGACGUGCGUACAACUUUUAUUACAAAAGUCUAAAAUGGGUAUGAACAAUCCUGUAGACAUGAUAUAUCAUAUGCAACCUUGGAUGUUACUGUCUGUAUUACCAUUUGCGAUAUACAUAGAAGGUCCAAAUGCAAUAAAAAACUGUCAUCUCUGGGGUUGCGACGACUCUGCAAAUUUUAUUAGACAAUUUCUGAAGAUCUUAUUAGGCGCAUUUAUCGCAUUUUUCAUGGAAUUUACUGAAGUCACAGUAGUAACUUAUACUUCUAGUUUAACUUUAGCAAUAGCAGGAAUUUUUAAGGAAGUGUUACAACUAGUCAUAGCUGUAGAAUGGAAUCACGAUCAACUAUCUCCCUUAAACAUAGCAGGUUUGGUAACCUGCUUGUGUGGAAUAUCAUUCCAUGUUUUCCAUAAAAUCAAGAAUCAACCGUUGAGGCCUCGUCCUUACGAGAAAAGCGUAGAAAGCAAUGACAUGGGAGAAUAUUUGAUAAAAGAAGAUAUGCACGAGAGUCCUAGUGAAAGCGAAGACGAGAGGAGUGAUACUGAAGUACUAUUCGAUAUUCUGAAUAGACGAAGAAGCAGUCGAUAGUGUUGUGAUUUUACAGAUAAGACUUAUUGUCUCAGUUAACUGAUUCUUAGUUUAUUAUAAAACGCAUAUAGAAAAUUGGCAAAAGUAUGCCUAUUAAACUGCUCCUUGUGGGAAACAUUUAAGGAACUUUAAUAUUUUUAGUAAUAGCUACAUUUAGAUAUCUAUUUUGCAUAUUUUUAGUACUUAAAUGUGUUGAGUAUGGUAUCUACAUAUGUAGUUUAAACAUAUUACCUAUUCUACCUCAUUGUAAAAAUACGUAAUUAAUGUAGUUCUAAGUACCAUUCUCGACAAUCACAAAAACGACAAAAUUUAUAAAGGGAAAUAAAGUGUUUUCCAAAAACAAGUUAAACUAUUUGCGAUAUUUCAAACAUCGAAAUCACAAAGACGACCCCUCGUGGGUUUUGGCUGAACUAGCUUCUUGAAGGUUUUUAAUGUCAAAACAUGAACGCGCAUGCAUUUGAAACAAGUAAUAUUCUUUUCCGACCGGUCAGGAAUUUAGACAUUUCUGACGACAUUUUUGAAAGAAACGUUCGAUAUUUCCUUAUACUUAGCCGUUGCCUGGAAACGAAAAAUAACUACAGAAAUUUUAUUUCCUGACUGUAAGGAAAAAUCAGAUUCAGAACAAACAGGAGAAAACACUCGUCAAAAGUCAAAAUAAAAAUAUGUAUAUUUGAAAAUUUUAACAUGUUUAUUUUAAUAUAAUUUAAAUGUUGGAUUUUCGGAAAAGUAGUAUGUAUACCUUGCAGGAAAAGCCACAUUCCCCGAGUCUGUAUUGCCUUGUCUCGGCUUGCGCCUCGACUGCAAUCUUUACAUCGUCCGGGAAUGUUAAGCUUUUCCUACUAGGUACGCAAUGUACUAUUAUUUAUUUUUACAUGUUUUAAAUUAAUUCAAGUUUUCGGCUCCCUUCGCCGAUAUAUUUAAUAAAUCGACUCAUUGUCACGAAAACUUUGAGAAUUCAAACCCUAGCUAUUAAUCGAUGGGAUUACCGACUUUUUCGAACGUGUUUUACCAUUUUUCAAUAAUAUAUAGGAGAUCAUUUCAUUCAUAGGAGAUUCUGACCAAUAGAAAGCUACAGAAAUCUAAAUUAAAUCGAUAAUUUUUGAUAAUUUCUCGUCGUCAAGUAUAUUACGUCAGAUGCCCUUCGUUGCUACGAAAAAAUACAUUUAGUGACAUUAAUGACAAUUAAUGUUUUAAAAAUUAUAAAAGUGAUGACUUUCAACCGUCAAAUUAAUAUUGAGAACAACUGUUUGUUUAAUUGUACUAAUUUGUACUUACAUAAAUAAAUUACAAUAAAAUUUUGGUUUUGAACAGUUUUAUUCAUGAAAUAAUCCCAACAAAUUGCACUCGAUCUCUAAAAUUAAUAUAGAAUUUUUGCCCUCGUGACACUUUGACAUAAUUUCACUCGCCUUCGGCUCGUGAAAUUAAAACUGUCAAGGUGUCACUCGGGAAAAAUUCAAUAAUUUUAGAGCUCUUGUGCAAUUACUACUAAUAAUUUAAUAAUUCUAUAAAAAAUUGUGAUAUAAUUAUGUACACUGUGUACUAUCUUAGUAUAAAUAACAGAGGUUAUGUUUUUAGUCCAAUAUGAAAAAAGAUUUUUAAUUCAGUAGUAUCAAAAUAAUGAAUAUUACUCGUUUCAAAUGCAUGCGCGCUCAUGUUUUGACAUAAGAAGCCAGUUCAGCCGAAAUCCAUGACAGGUCGUCAUUGUGACUUACCAUCGCGAAUUGCAGCGAGUUUACCUAGGAUCAAGAUUACCUAAAAAUGAGAUAUGAACGUCACCCUAAUAUGACGGAUCUAACUACCGACGUAGAAAGAAGCAUACUAAGCAAGUAAAUUGGCAUUAAAUCUGCAAAUAAAUCAAGAUACCGUUUUUUGCCGUUUGUUAGCAACUUUUGUCAAUUUUCGUUUGCGUUUGACGUGUACAAAUAAAAUUUUUGUGCUAUUUGUAUUGUUAAUAUUUUUACAGACUGUGAGCAUGAACGGGUAGGUGUAAAAAUAUAGAUAUUUUUAUUAUUCCCA